ACUCCUUCGCUUCUGUUUAUUUUGAAGUUUUCAUUUCGAAAAUAUGUGAUUAUUUGAAAAUAAGACGAAUCUAGGCGUAACAAUUGCAGCAUGGAAAUCGAAACAAUAACGUUAGAGCCGUGGAUGUGUAGGAUUUGCUUGGAAAAGGAGGGCAGUUACAACAUCUUUAAAGAUUGGCUCGGAUCAUCGCAUCCACUUUCACUUUCGCUUACAACGGUUUGUCAAGGACAACCUUGUCAACAGUCCAGCGCCAAUUCCGUUCCGAUAAUCGAUGCACUCAAUUGCUUCAGUCAGUUUCAGGUUUCUCAAUCGGAAAUCGAAAAUGAACCGAUGAUGUUGUGUGAAAAUUGCAGCAGUCAGUUGUUGCAGUGCUAUCUUUUUCGUAAGAAAGUUCAAGAUGCCGAAUGCCUGCUGCGCAGAGAUUUUAUAGAGGUUGACACUGGUAAAAAUGAAGAAUUCAAACAAGAGGAUGAAGGUAGCUCAGGACUUACGCAGCAGUUUGAAGAUAUUAAUCCAUAUUUGAGUCAUGAUAUGAAUUUAGAAGAAAUACCGUCCAACGAUGCAGAACAAGAAAAACAAGACGUAGUUAUAAAACACACGUAUAAUAAGGUCCACCAUGCUAAACCACGCUUCCAGUUAACAAAUCAAGUAAGCAACAUUUUGCGCCAUGUAACUGCCAGCAAAAGUCGUUUGAAUUCUUUGAAUGAAAAACGUAAAGAAUCAAGUAUAGUUUCCUCUACACCAAAAAAGAUGAAGAAGAUACAUACUUCCGCAAGCGACCCACUGGAGAAAACUUUAGUUAUUCCAAGUUACGUUUUCACAAGCGAAAUAGAAGAUGCACAUGAAAAGCAUGUGCUUCGCGUGGAAGGUACUUCAAUUUCUGCGUCAUGUCAAAUUCCUAGUGACAAAGACGUUGAUCGGAAGCAGUCUAGCAAUACGAUAUUCUACUGUAAGCAUUGUCCGAAAGCAUUUUCGGCACCUUACCACCUCUUGGUUCAUACCAGGAGUAGUCAUCUCUGUCAACACUGUUUGCAACUUUUUUCCAACGUAUCAGCAAGAAAUAAGCACAUUCGUGAUGAACAUAAAUUAUUUCGUUGUUCACUGUGUGACUUCCAGUCUCAGUACGUUACCAAUUUAAGGACACAUUUACGAAAAGCUCAUUCCGUGUGCUUGCCAGCGCACGUUUCUAUUCUGCAGAAAAGGGAGGAUACGUAAGUACACAAAUUGCCAUUGCUACUAG
Sabethes cyaneus is the source of this 1240-nucleotide messenger RNA. RefSeq names its product zinc finger and SCAN domain-containing protein 4. The transcript is spliced from 2 exons. The coding region runs from base 91 to 1215 and encodes 374 amino acids. Gene Ontology annotation, cellular component: nucleus. The record is from RefSeq and is a predicted model, not a curated record. Lineage: Eukaryota; Metazoa; Arthropoda; Insecta; Diptera; Culicidae. Gene Ontology annotation, molecular function: zinc ion binding.